Neocloeon triangulifer is the source of this 2018-nucleotide messenger RNA. RefSeq names its product ubiquitin carboxyl-terminal hydrolase 14 (gene Usp14). The transcript is spliced from 11 exons. Gene Ontology annotation, biological process: protein deubiquitination; regulation of proteasomal protein catabolic process; proteasome-mediated ubiquitin-dependent protein catabolic process. Gene Ontology annotation, molecular function: protein binding; cysteine-type deubiquitinase activity; proteasome binding. NCBI's taxonomy places the organism in Eukaryota, Metazoa, Arthropoda, Insecta, Ephemeroptera, Baetidae. Bases 490 to 1941 code for a protein of 483 amino acids. The record is from RefSeq and is a predicted model, not a curated record.
UUGAGACUACUUGAGUGUUAAAAUUACGCCUUAAUUUUUUAAUACCUUGCUUUGACUUGUAUUGAGAAGAAUGUGAAAUAUUGUGAGAUAAUCGAAUGCGCCUCGAAAUUCACAAAAUUCAGGUUUCGGCGGCCGUCAUAUAAUACAUCCAGUUAAAUCGUUAUAUCCCCUGCAACAACAAAGUUAGGCUUUCCGCUCAACAUCAGACUACUGCUGGUUGUCUAACUUCGCCUAUUUGUAAUUUGUAUUCUGAUAGGCAAGCAAAAAACGCCGAGAAGCGAGAAAAUAAACGCUGCCGGAGAACGACGGGAUCGCUGCACUUUGUAAGGUUGGCAGCGAAAGGAGGCGUCGGCCGCAGCCGCACUCGGCACUUCUCUCACGUCAACUGAAAAGUCACGCUGGGUGUCGAAACCGAAACAUUUCACGGCUUUUGCGCAUCUCCAAAUUUGAUUUCCAGUUUCAGAAGAGGAAGCUUCGAACUCUGCAAAAAUGCCAGUUUUUAAAGUCAAAGUCAAAUGGGGCAAAAAUACGUAUUCAGACAUCGAGCUGAACUCAGACGAAGAUCCGCUGCUCUUCAAAGCACAGAUUUUCGCCCUGACCGGCGUCCAACCUGACCGGCAAAAGGUCAUGCUGAAGGGUGCGCAGCUGAAAGACGACGGCUGGGGCGACCUGCCCGUCAAGAAUGGAGCUACGUUUUUAAUGCUCGGAACGGCAGAGGAACUUGCUCUGGAGCCAGAGAAGAAGACUGUUUUCAUGGAAGACUUGUCAGAGGCCGAGCUGAACACAAAGCUGGACUUGCCAGCCGGCCUGGUGAAUUUGGGCAACACUUGCUACAUGAACGCAACUGUGCAGUGCCUGAAGACGGUGCCUGAACUGAAGAAGGCCCUGGUUGAUUUGCGGCCCCAAGGCUCGAGUGGGAUCGUGGACAGUUUGAGUGAAGUUUUCCGCUCCAUGCAGACGGGCUCGUGUGUGCCUCCCUUGUUGCUGCUCGGAGCUCUGCACAGGGCCGUGCCCCGAUUUGCUGAAAAAGGGCCCAACGGCGGUCUUUGCCAACAGGAUGCAAGCGAGUGCUGGACAGAAAUGGUCAGGCUGAUGCAGAAUGGCCUGCCAGCCGACAACACCACCAAACACAAGUCUCUCAUCGAAGAGUACAUGGGUGGUCGGAUGAGUGUGACCCUCGAGUGCACCGAAGCUGAAAGUGAGCCCCCAGUGAUUUCGGUUGAAAAUUUCUUGCACCUUAGCUGCUUCAUCGGACAAGAAACAGGCCACAUGAACUCUGGACUGAAAGCUAAAAUCAAGGAGCAGAUUUCAAAGAUGUCGACAACACUGGGGCGUGACGCCGUUUUCACCAAGACAAGUCUGAUCGACAGGCUACCGGCCUACUUGACUGUUCAGUUUGUUCGGUUCUACUACAAGGAGCGAGAAGCCGUCAACGCCAAGAUCUUGAAGGAUGUCAAGUUUCCGCUGCAGUUUGAUGCGUGGGAACUGUGCUCGCCAAGACUGCAGGCCCUGAUCGAACCGGCCAGGGCCAAAUUCAAGGAGAUCGAGGACAACAAGGUGGCCAAUGCCCUCGAAGGCAAGGAUGGAAAACCCAAAAGUAGCAAAGAACCAGAACCCAUGGAGGUGGAUAAAGAGUACGAAAUAGAACCAUUCUCCUUCCCCGAUGACCCCGGCAGCAACAACUCUGGCUUUUACGAGCUGCAGGCAGUUCUCACCCACAGGGGCAGAUCUUCCUCGAGUGGUCACUAUGUGGCCUGGGUCAAGGGAGAUGCACCCGACGUGUGGUACAAGUGUGAUGACGACGUUGUCUCGCCUAUCACGGACAAAGAAAUUCUCAAGCUCUCCGGUGGAGGUGAUUGGCACGUGGCCUACAUGCUGCUGUACGGGCCUCGAGUUUUGAAGGUUCCCAAGAAAACCUCUGACGAGACUAGUGAGAAUUAAUUUCUUGUUUUCUCUUAAUCAAAGUGUUUUAUACGUUAAAUUAUCAUCUAAUAAACAUGCCCCAAUUAAAUGUUAAA